UGUACGACCCGCGCAGAAGUUGGAUGUUUACCACUUCCCACCAAAUCCUCCGUCUAACGUGCUUUCGUACUUCGCUCACUCAAACAAACCGGUCAACUUUCGUGCUUUUUCUGUGACAAGUGCACAAAUUCGGAUAUUCCCAGGAUUUUCUCUUUCAGGACGACCAGCUAUCUGGCACCCAAUAAGCCAAGUGUCAGAAGCGAUGUGACAGACGAAGACUCGCCGUGGUGCCAGUGAUGUCUGUGUGCAGCAGCCCUUAGAGCGGAACUGUUACCAUGGAAGCCCCCCGCUAUGGCCUGUCGCUCCUCAUAUUGGCAUUUUUCCUCAACAUAGCCCGCACUAAUCAAGAAGGACCCUACCUCGACGACAACACCCCCACGAAGUCCACAUCCGACCACCACGACGAGUCGCUGCUGCUCAACUCCGACUCUUUGCCGAUCUUUCUAGAGGAGCCUCAAGACUCUUACGUGGUCAAGAACCGUCCCGCUACGCUUAAGUGUCGCGCCGCGCACGCCCUCAAACUCUAUUUCAAAUGCAACGGUGCAAAAAACGUCGUCAAUUCCAAGUUCGAGUUCGUGGAUCCGCAGACCGGGGUGCGAAUGAUGGAGGCCGAGGCGAACGUCACCCGAGACAUGGUGGAGGAGUUCUUCGCCAACGAGAAGUUCAAGUGCGAGUGCUACGCGUGGAGCGGCAGAGGCAGCAUCAGGAGUCAGUCGGCCACCAUCGACGUUGCUUACAUGAAGAAGCUGUUCGAGGAGAGUCCCGCGUCCACUCGGGUGGAACUCAACCAGCAGAUGGAGCUGCGUUGCGUUCCUCCGGCGGGAGUGCCGCCCCCGAGGGUGUACUGGCUGCAAGGGGGGCAGCCGCUGCAGCCGGACACGUCCAUUCUGGUGUCCACGGAGGGGCAUCUGCUUAUAGGACAGGCCCGGAGUCAGGACACGAAUAAUUACACCUGUGUGGCGGAGAAUAUCGCCGCCAAGAGGAUGGCGGCUCCGGCAGAGAUUAUCGUCUACGUCAAUGGGGGUUGGUCCCCCUGGUCCGUGUGGACGGACUGCCGGUGCCCCGGAGCGACCCUCUCCGCCGGCAAGAUGAGCACCCGCACCUGCAGCCACCCUCCUCCUAGCAACGGCGGUCUUCCUUGCCAAGGAUCGAGCGUCCGAAGGACCAAGGAUUGUAUUCCCUGCCCACAAGAAGACCUGGUGUUGGAUAACGCUUACGACUACGACAGUUACGAUAACGGCUACGUGGAGCCUCCCAGAUGGUCAGCGUGGUCUGAAUGGUCUCAUUGCAAUUCGGAUUGUCUGAAGACGAGACGAAGGCAAUGUAUACCAGGGAAUGGGCAAGGUAGGAAGACGUGUAAUGGGAGGGACACCCAGACGAUUUCUUGUAAUACCGAGCAGUGUAGGUCGAUGGAGCUGAGUCGAGUGAGAGAAGCUAACUUGGAGAAUACGAAAAACGACAUAGCCCUCUACAUCGGCGUGACCGUGGGCAUUUUCGUCGUCUCGCUGCUGUCCUUCUUCCUCACGAGGAUGUACUGGAAGAAGAACAGACACCAGAGUCUAUAUAAUAUGGCUUCUAAUGAUUACCAUCCGGAGUUUUUCCCGGAGCACGAUAAGAAGUCAUUAAGCCUCCAGCCAGACUUGACUCAAACGGUCCCGCCGUGCUAUGAAUACCCCUACACCACACCAGCGACAUCUGUGACCAGGUCAGUGUCCGAGCAUCACUACGAUGUGCCCCAUCUGACGUCCGGAAGCGACAUCCAGAUGUCACCGGCUACGAGCUCGACGUUGGAGUCGUCGAGUGGGAAGAGGAGCCAGUUGAGUGGCUUCACAAACAAUUCUGACUCCACGUACGAAGUGGCCACAGAAUCCGUCACCUUACCGCUCCCCAACUUGCCGGCGGCCUACGCCGUAACCCCAACCACCAGCGGAAACUACACCAGCACAACAGUGACGCACAGCGGCGCAUUCCUCAACCUCAUCGACUCCGGCGUGAGCCUCAUAAUCCCCGAAGGCGCCAUCUCGCGCACCAGAAAGCAAGAACUAUUCCUGUCCAUACUCAACGAAGACUGUUUCCGACCGAAACUCGCCGAGAACCUCACCCAACUCAGCCCCGUAGUUUCCUGCGGCCCCAACGUUUCUUUAAACAAGUCCGUCAUCCUCAAAGUCCCGCAUUGUGCAGAGCUCACCCGAAACAACUGGUCGAUUUCGGUCCUCCAGAGCGACUGCAGCGACUCGCAGUGGCAGAACGCCGUAACUCUGGGCCAAGAAACCAUCAACACUUCCGUCUUCUGUCAACUGGACAAAGAAGCGGUCUACUUGGUGACCGACUGCUUGUCUCGGUUCGUCGUGGUGGGCCAGUCGACGACGGGAAACGCGCUGAAGAGGCUGAAACUUGCGGUUUUCGGGCCCAAGUUGUGUUUUCAGAGUUCUGUAGAUUAUAGCGUUAGGGUGUAUGUUUUGGAAGACACGGAUAGCUCUUUGGAGACGGUGUAUGGGCAAGAGAAGCGUCUGGGAGGGUACUUGUUGGAUGAACCACGGUCUAUUGCGUUCCAGGAUGGCGGGAACAAUCUUUGUUUGAGCUUGGAUGGGUUGAGUGAAGGGUGGAAGUGUAAACCUUGCUCUAACUAUCAAGAGAUCCCGUUUAAGCACUUGUGGCAAGCCAAUAGUAAUAGUUUGCACUGUUCGUUCACUCUAGAAUGGUAUGAAAUUAAUAGAAGUUUAAGUUUCAAAAUUCGGGUCAACCAGAAGGGUUUCGAGUACCACCAGAUCUUCGAUAUUGUCUGUAGAGACGACACUGACGUUUCUGUUGGGAAGAGUAGCUCAGGGAAGCUACACCACGGUGAAUUGGUGCCAAAAUUGACCAUACAAAGUGAAAACAACCGAUCGGGCGAGACCAAAAGGCUCGUCGACCAUGGGCAUUCUUCGAAAAGUGCCAAAAGCCAUAAGUCCGACGAAAUUAAACUAGCCAAGAAUUUAAUAGUAACUGAUAGAGGUGUAUCUACAUGUGAUGACUUUAACUUUAGAUUAAGUAGGCAGAUUAAGAAGCAGCUUUGUCAAUGUUUAGAUCCUCCGACCCCCAGAGGGAACGACUGGAGGAUGUUAGCUCACGCUUUAAAUGUUGAUAGGUAUAUUAACUUCUUCGCAACGAAACCUUCACCUACCGACUGUAUACUGGACCUGUGGGAAGCCAGGCACAGACAAAGCAACGCCUUGACCGAGCUUAAACAAAUAUUUACCGAAAUGGAAAGAUACGAUGCUGUGACGAUUUUAGAUAAUUGUUUGGGACCUAACUGGUUAUAAAUAUUCCAUUGUUGCUGCAUUUAUUUUUUUCAAAAUUGGACUGAAUUGGUCGUUUUAUUCGAAGUUUUGUGCUUUCUUUGCCGUUGGCUUUGUGGUUGUAAAAUUAUUAGAUUUAUGUAAAUUAUAAAAUUAUUUUAUAAGUUGUUGAAAAUGGUGAAGAUGUCUUAGGUAGACGCAAAAAACGGACCACGUUCCAGAAUUGAAACUGUGCAAUUGGUUGUAGAUAUUUACUUUGCUGAAAACAGCCAACGAAUAUUUUCAACGUAAUUUAGUCUUUACUGAUUCAUAAUAGUAGGUACAACAAGACACUGCCCAGAUAUAGUGAAACUAUACAAAUACUGUAAUUUUGGUUUUUAUUUGCUUCGAGUUGGAAAUAUUCGUUCACUUGUUACCUAAGCACCAGAUAAUCGAGAUGUUUAGUCUAUCGUAAAUAUAGUUAAGUACAUACGUAUGACAUUAAAAAGGCAUAAUGUGGAGAGAAACGAAAUAUAAUGUAGAGUUUUAUACAGAAAAAUCAAAAGUAGUUUUCUAGAUAUUUUAGGAUGUUUUGUACAAAGUAACAUUCAUGUAACUAGAGGCAGGUCUACGUUGAUAUCUAGUAUGUAUUUUAGAAUAUAUAAUGAUGUAUAUAGUCAA
This is a messenger RNA of Zophobas morio, 3938 nucleotides long. RefSeq names its product netrin receptor UNC5B. Gene Ontology annotation, biological process: netrin-activated signaling pathway; motor neuron axon guidance. Gene Ontology annotation, cellular component: membrane. Bases 276 to 3302 code for a protein of 1008 amino acids. The transcript has 10 exons. Gene Ontology annotation, molecular function: protein binding; netrin receptor activity. Lineage: Eukaryota; Metazoa; Arthropoda; Insecta; Coleoptera; Tenebrionidae. The record is from RefSeq and is a predicted model, not a curated record.